This is a messenger RNA of Puccinia graminis f. sp. tritici CRL 75-36-700-3, 1044 nucleotides long. RefSeq lists its product as uncharacterized. Lineage: Eukaryota; Fungi; Basidiomycota; Pucciniomycetes; Pucciniales; Pucciniaceae. Bases 1 to 1044 code for a protein of 347 amino acids. The record is from RefSeq and is a predicted model, not a curated record. The transcript has a single exon.
AUGAUCCUUGACCUCUCGGCCAACAAUGAACGCUUGAUCCAGCGACUCGAGGCCACCGUUGACCAACUCAAUGCCAAAGUCGAUCCCCUGAUUGAACAGAUGGCUGAACUCAAGCAACUCAUGAAGACGGGUUCCAAGCCUGCAACGAGCGCCGGAAAAUCUUUUGCGUCAGUCGCGUCAACAACCCUUGCCGGAUCCAUUCACGCGCCGACGACACGUUCCCCACCCAAGCAGACCAUCGCCUCCUUGAAACCAAAACAGGUCAUUAUUCAUUCAAACCCUGCAAACACUACAUUGAAGGAUGUGCCCAGCGGGGCCCUGGUCCAGAAAGCAAACGAGGCCCUUCUCGGCCUAGAUGCUCGAGUUAGAGGCGAGGCUGUAGCAAUCAGGGGAGCGAGCAUGCUCCCCUCCGGUGAUGUCUCUUUCUACACGAAGAACAGAUCACACCAGAAAUGGCUCAUGGACAACAAACACGUGUGGUCCAAGGCAGUUCAUCCCGAUUUGGAGGCGACCCCCAGCACCUAUUUGGUUAUGGCCCAUGGAAUUCCCAAGACGUUUGAUAUCAGCAGGCCCGCUAAUCUUGCACUGCUGGCUUCCAAAAAUAACUUCCAAGCAAUCAAUCUAGCGCGCGUAAGAUGGAUGGGCUCAAAUGAACCGUCAACAAAGAAGGCCGGCUCUCUAGUAUUGGCGUUUACCAACAAAGACUUGGCCUUUCGGAUUGAGAAGUCAGGAAUCUUCCUGAACUACGACUACCACCAAACGGAACGCUUCAAGCCUCGUCCACCCCAGUGUUUCAAAUGCCUCAGGAUGGGACACUUUGGCAAAUGGUGCCGAGAAUCCGCCAGGUGUGCAAAGUGUGCCGGCAAGCAUCUGACAAAUGAAUGCCCCAAUGGCAUUGGUGGUGUCAAGACGUGCGUUCUCUGCAAGGAAGGCAUCAAGAACAAGAUUGAAGGUGUCAGCGACAUCAAGCACACUCCUUUCAACAUGGCCUGCCCCUUCAAGAAGGCCUGGUUUGAUAAAAAACCCCUACCCUCUCAAUGUUAG